Messenger RNA from Aedes albopictus (Asian tiger mosquito), 4168 nucleotides. It is a transcript of the gene Oseg4, whose product is annotated as WD repeat-containing protein 35. The coding region runs from base 279 to 3836 and encodes 1185 amino acids. The transcript has 7 exons. Gene Ontology annotation, biological process: protein localization to cilium; intraciliary retrograde transport; non-motile cilium assembly. Gene Ontology annotation, cellular component: non-motile cilium; intraciliary transport particle A. The record is from RefSeq and is a predicted model, not a curated record. Lineage: Eukaryota; Metazoa; Arthropoda; Insecta; Diptera; Culicidae. Gene Ontology annotation, molecular function: protein binding.
CGUGAGCGGGCGGCGGUUGUUGACAUGCUGCUCUCGCUUGGCGUUUGUUUACGUUCUCUUCGUCGAAAACCUGUUGCGCGUUGUGCUCACUCGCUCUCGCUCUCUUGCUGGUUUCGUCGAUCAACUUGACGCCAUUAUUGCUAUGGCAACGUUUCGGCGUAAACAACCAGAAGCAGCGGGAUAAUGUCAGGUGAAAAUUCGGUUUGAGCGAAAAUUUUAGUGUUUUUGUGAUGGUUGUACUUAUUUAAUGAAGUUGUUUUCAAAAAUUGGACUGCAAGAUGUUCAUCUAUCUUAGUAAAAAGAUUGCUAUUCCGAACAACACCCGACUCAAUUGCAUAGCAUGGAACAAGGAACAGGGCUACGUGGCCGUCGGAGGGGAAGACGGCCUGCUCAAAGUGCUUAAGCUGGAACAGGCUACGGCUACAACAGCGCAGUCCGGAAAGUCUUUGCAACCCUCAAAUCUAUCGAUGAAUCAAACUCUGGAAGGGCACAAAUCAUCCAUUCAUGUCGUAACCUGGAAUGAAUCGCAGCAGAAGCUAACCUCAUCGGACAGGGAUGGGGUCAUCAUGGUUUGGAUGAUGUACAAGGGCUCGUGGUACGAGGAAAUGACCAAUGAUAGAAAGAAGUCCACAGUCAAGGGAAUGGCGUGGACAAGUGAUGGUCAGAAAAUCUGUAUUGUUUACGAUGAUGGAACGGUUAUCGUUGGAUCUGUGGAUGGCAAUCGAAUUUGGGGUAAGGAUCUGAAAAAUGUAUCUCUGACGGGUGUCCAAUGGAGUCCGGAUGGUCGUUUGUUAUUGUUCAGCAUCAAAACGGGGGAACUGCAUCUCUAUGACAACCAAGGAAUCUUUGUAAUGAAACUGAACAUUCAGUGCGUUUACAUUACGCCAUCGAAAAGUAUCACCGUUGUGGGGCUGUGCUGGUUUCAUGAUGCGGUAUCACCAAAUCGACCAGUUCUAGCAAUAUGUUAUGAAAAUGGAAAAAUGCAGAUCAUGAGGAACGAAAAUGAUGAAGCUCCUGUAAUUGUCGAUACCAAUAUGCAGGCCAUAUCGUGCAUGUGGAAUCAUGACGGUACGAUUAUCGCUGUUUGUGGCAUGAAAACCAACCUGAAUGACAAAGAAACGAAUCAAGUUCAGUUUUAUACACCUUAUGGUGUGCACAUUAGAUCUCUCAAAAUACCCGGCAAAGAAAUCACUUCUCUGUCGUGGGAGGGUAAAUCCCUCCGAAUAGCCUUGUCCGUCGAUUCAUUCAUAUACUUUGCGAACAUCCGUCCAGAUUAUACGUGGUGCUAUUUCAACAAAACUGUCUGCUAUUUGGAGGCUACGAAAACCGAAGAAUCUUCACUUAUUUCAUUUUGGGACACCAACUCGAAUCAGUGCUAUUCGAAGCAGGUGGAUCCUAUUAUUGCUAUGACGGCAACCACGGACCACUGCGUACUCGCCGUGGAGACCAAAAUCAGUGCGAAGGAGUUUAGUUUCAUGAAUGACAGUAAAAGCAAGGACUACAUGUAUCAGCUGCUAGUUUGUAACUCUAUCAGCACUACUGUGGAUUCGAAAUAUAUUGAUAUCAGACCUAAUUUCAUUGCAAUGAAUUCAACUCACGUAAUUGCUGCUUCUAAGGAUCAAUUCUUACUGUGGCAUUACCACACUCCGAAGGGAGCUUCAACUCUACAUGCAAAUGUCAAAGCAAAGAAAGACAAAAAGUACCACAUCGAUGAUACUCCCGCUCUGGAGGUACUCAACGAUCUCGAUUCGAGCAAAACCUAUGACAUCCCGACCAGAAGUGAUCCCAGCCAGGAUCCGAUUUGUUGCAUAACCGUUUCCGAAACAUUGCUGCUCGUUGGUCGCGAAUCUGGGCAGAUUCACGAGUAUACGCUACCGCAUUUGGUCUUACGUAAUCGGCACUACCUACAGACUCGUAGCUACAAAAUGGCCAUUAACUGCAACUCGACGCGUGCCGCGUUGAUCGAUUGCAAUGGAAUUUUGACAACGGUGGCGCUACGGGAAGAUUCGGAUGACAGCCAAGCAGUUGAAGGACGAAUCGAACGCAAAGAUGUUUGGGCCAUCUGCUGGGCACGGGACAACCCGCAGCUCUUGGCUAUUAUGGAAAAGACUCGAAUGUACAUACUGCGAGGAGCCGAUCCAGAAGAACCGAUUACCUGCUCCGGAUACAUCUGCAAUUUCGAAGAUUUGGAAAUUACUGGAGUGCUUUUGGAUGAAAUCAUCAAGGGUAACGCCAUUCCAAAUGUAAAAGAACAUAUCCUUCAACUGCGAGUAAAAUCGUUGAGAGAUACUGAAGAUCUAUUGUCUCACGUCGGAAUAUCAGAAGCAAAGCAAUUCAUCGAAGACAACUCUCAUCCACGGUUGUGGAGAUUGCUGGCUGAAGCAUCUCUGAAGAAGCUAGACUUGGAAACUGCGGAGUCUGCUUUCGUUCGUUGCAGCAACUAUCCUGGAAUACAGUUGAUCAAAAGAUUGAAAAAUAUUCAGGUUGAAGCGCUACAGAAGGCGGAAAUUUGCGCUUUCUUCGGGCAAUUUGAUGAAGCAGAAAAACUAUACAUCGACACAGACCGACGAGACUUGGCUAUAACUUUAAGACAAACACUCUGUGACUGGUUUAGAACGGUUCAACUUUACAGAAUGGGCCCAGGCAUCUCUGAUCAUCAGAUGGAACAUGCUUGGAAAGAAAUAGGCCAUCACUUCAUGAACAUGAGAGCUUGGGAAAGCGCUAAGGAGUACUAUGAGAAGGCCCACUACAUUGACGGUCUCAUGGACACUCUCUAUCAUCUGGAGCAGUACGAUGAACUUGUUGGCUGUAUGCACAAGCUUCCUGAGAAGAGUCCCCAGUUGGCCAAACUUGGGCAAAUGUUGGCAACCGUGGGAAUGUGUGAGCAAUCGGUAGCCGCUUAUCUCAAGCUGGGAGAUGUCAAGUCGGCUGUGUCGACUUGCAUAGGUCUACGUCAAUGGGGGCUGGCUGUUGAGCUUGCUCAAAAAUACAAAAUGCCUCAGAUAAGUGCCCUUUUGAGCAAGCAUGCAGCUCAUCUUUUGCAAGAAGGCAAACUUCCAGAAGCUAUCGAGCUACAGAAGAAAGCUGGCCGGUUCUUGGAUGCUGCGAGACUGCUGGUCAAAAUGGCCGAAAGCGAAGCCGAUAAAAAAUCAGAUUUCGUUAGAAUAAAACAGUUGUAUGUUUUGUCCGGAUUACUUGCCGAGGAACACAUUGAAAAACAGAUCUCAUUGACUGGAGGAAACAGAGCAUCAGUGCUAUCACAAAUGAAUCCGGAAGAUUCGGUACUGAUCGAGAAUAUCUGGCACCAUGCUGAAGCGUACCACUACAUGCUGCUGGCUCAACGACAACUCCGCUCUGGACUUCUGCACAGUGCUGUCAUAACGGCUCUACGCCUUCGAGAAUAUGAGGAUGUACUCGAUGUGGAAGCGUUGUAUUCGUUACUAGCAUUGGCAAGCUGUGCUGAUCGAUCGUUUGGAACUUGCUCGAAGGCUUUCAUCAAACUGGAAGGACUCGAGAACAUAGCGGAAGUUCGUCGACAGCAGUUUGAAGAGCUCGCCAUCAACAUAUUCUCCCGGUACGAGCCGAAAGAUGGGAAAUCCAAAAACGUAACCUGUUUUACCUGCGAAACUCCGGUAGCUGAUUGCAGCACUCUCUGUCCCAACUGUGGCAGCCAUUUUCCACCAUGUACUGCAUCGGGACAACCGCUGACUAAUCCAACCGGAGCUUGGCAGUGCACGACGUGCUACCAUGUUGCAAAUCCACUGGAAAUUACUAUUCGGAAGACCUGCCCACUGUGUCAUGCACCGGUUGCCACAAAGGGCGUUGUGGACGUUUGAGUCGCCUGUUAUAUUUUUACUCACAAAUAAAGUUUGAUUUUGCACGUUUGUUCAUAAAUGACUACAAAUGAAAGCAGAAAACAUUUCAAUUUAUUUGUUAAAAAUACACCUUGUCCUUUUUUUACGUCCAUGCUUGGCUGAGCGACAAAAAAUUCUACCGCUAAGACAAUGCGCAAACUCAACAGUUUUAUAUUUUUUAAAACAUCUUCGUGAUUAGGAGAAGUGUACAAAAAUAUAAAAAUGUGUAUUUUGAUCAUUAUUUUGUCGGUAGAAUUUUUUUUCGCUAAGCCAAUAGUGGACGUAAAUCAAGGUUUAGGUGUAUCCGCAAUCAA